AUGUCUUCAUCGAAAAGAUUCGACUGUGAAAUAUGUGAAAAACAAUUGAGUGAAAAUGAUGAUACACUGACUACUGACUGUCGUCAUAUAUAUCAUCGUCAUUGUGCUCAGAAACGGCUUGAUGAGAUGCAGCGAAGCGAUUGUCGUAAAUGCGGCAAAGAAUCUGCUGUAGGUGACGCACUUGCACGAGCCAAUAAAGAGUGCAACAUAUGCGAGAAAAUUAUGAACGAUGAUGAUGCUUUGGUGACUACUGAUUGUCAGCAUACAUUUCAUAUUCACUGUGCCCAAAAGCGAUUAGAUGAGCUACGGCGAAGUGAGUGUCGUAAAUGCGGUAAAAAAUCGGCUUUGGGAGAUGCACUCGAACAACUUAAUGCAAUAUUAGAAGGUGAAUGUAAAAUUUGUGAAAAACAAUUAGGCAGAAAAGAUGACACGCUGACUACUGAUUGUCAACAUAUAUUUCAUAUGAAUUGUGCCCAAAACCGACUAGAUGACGUCAAGAAAAGUGAUUGUCGUGAAUGCGGUAAAGAAUCAGCUAUUAGUAAUGCACUUAAACGAUACCAAGUAACGUCAAGAAAAUUCGUAGAACGAGUUUCUAAUCCAACUGAAACAAAAGAAAAUGUGAAACCGGCUGAACAUGAAAUUUCGCGGCUCAAAACAAGAACAACAAGUUCAAUGAGUAUCGAUGAAAACACGUGGGAAUGCCAGCAAUGCUGGUACGAAGAAAAUAUACAAUCAGCACAGCGUUGCCAAUCAUGUGGAAGACCACGAUGUAGUCCUCUCACAAAGUCAGCAAUGGUAGCACAGGAACCUGAUACAGAUCAAACAUCUAGCAAUAAUUGUUAUAAAUCGAGACCAUUAGAAUACACCGGUGGUCCUCCGACAACUUCUACGUUUGUUUCAUCCUCCUCGUUCAACAGCGAUAAUUAUUCAACUAGAUCGAGACAACGAGAAAGGACAUCUUCUCGAUCUCGAUCACCUACAAAACCGCCGGUCACUGUCUACAUUAAAGAGUUGCCAUUAAUCGAUCAAGAUGACUUUGGUUUGGCAAAUAAAAUUCGUCAUCGUAUAGAAACGAUUCACAAAAUAAAAAUACUUGAUAUUCGAUGCUAUUCCAGUUUAGGUAUCGGUUUUAUUCGUGUCUCGGAUGAUCAAACAAAGAACCAUUUAGUUGAUACUGUUGGAAAUAUGUCGUUAGAUUCACAAGUUGGUUCGUCUUCGAUUUCAUUUACGAAUACACUUGAAAUAGUGUCGUGCAUAGUACUUGAUAUGAAAAACGACAAAGACUUGAAAAGUUUACCAAAAUCUGAUGAAGUUAUGUCCAGAUGGAAAGAUAUAUUUAUAAAUGAAAAACCUCUUUUGUGUGAUGGAGUUUCGAUUCAAUUUCCAAACAUUUAUCGUAUUAUUACAUCAUUCGAUGAAUCAUUCGUUAAAAUUGCUCAUUCAAAUUUUGCAAUUAAUGGUCGAUUUGCCCAAAUUUAUUUUGGUGCUGAUUAUAGUUAUUUAGAAGAUCUUCCAACUUUGAUAAAUGAAAAACAAUUAAGAGAAGCUAUCGGCAGAAUGAUUGGCCUUGAAAAUAUUUCACAAUCAAUUCUACAUAUUGAAUUUAAUAAACAAGCAAAAAAUGCAUGUAUUAUUGCUUGUGAUAUUGCGCGAAAAUGGUCGACAAAAAGUUUUCUUUAUCUUGAUAAUAAACCAAUAUCAAAGAAGGAAAAUUUAACUUAUCGUUUACUUGUUACUCCUGUUACUGAAACAUAUAAAAUUGAUAGUAUUAUUAAUCAUGAAAUGUUUGUUCACAAAGCAACAAUAGACAAACAUCGUGGCACAAAACUAAUUCUCGAAAUAUCCGAUAAAAUUGUUUUUGACAAUUGUAUAAAAAUUGGAGCACUUCGUUUAAAUGAUGAAACAUCUUUGAUUAUGAAAAAUUAUAUUGCUGGCAGUGAUCCUGAAGAAUGUGAAAUUGAUGCUGAUACUUGGUAUGAAAGUGAAAUGCUUCGAUACAAGCCCGAUAUCAUGCAAUUUAUUCGAAAUCCUGAACAUGAAAUAUUUCGCUUUAAAUGGAAUUCACAAUUAUGGCUUCAACAAUUUAAAAGACUUAUAACACAAGAUCAAAAUGUCAGUAAAAAUAUUAAUUUACGUAAUUUUAAUGGAACAUCGUUUGAUAUUAUACGCCAUCACCUUCGAGUUACUGUUAUGCUUAAUACAAUAGCGGCAAUACAAAAAAAUAAAUAUAUAAUCGAUAAUGAUGAAAUUAAAUUAAACUUAGAAAAAAAUUUACAAACAAUCAUUUACAAUCAUCAAUCGAAAUUAAAAUCUGAUGUCAAAUUACCUUCGAGUGACUCACUCUGGAAAAAGACAGAAGUCAAAGUUUUUAAUGAAGAUUGUCUUGCUGUUUAUGAACAAUUGGUAGCUGAAGGAAAAAAGCCACUUUUGUUAAAUAUGGCCAGUAGUACGAGUCCCGGUGGUGGUUAUCGUAAAGGUGAUGGAGCACAAGAAGAAAAUAUCUUUCGACGAUCAGAUUAUUGUCGAAGUCUUGAUGUUGGUCUCGAUGAAAUUCUAGAAGAACCUUGUGAAAGAUCGCUUUGCACAUCACAAUGUAAACUCGAUCCAUCAUUCGAUUCACAGAAAAUGUAUCCGAUUCAUGAAUACGGAGCUAUUUAUACAUCGGGUUUAACUGUAUUUCGUCAGGCUGAAAAUACUGGUUAUAAUUAUAUGAAAAAACCAUUACAUAAUGUUUGUUCAUUGGCAAUGGCUGCUUAUCGAGAACCAGAUCUAGAAGAAAAAACAGGCAAAAAAAUAUUAACACCGAAAUUUGCUGUUGGAAUGCGAAAAAAAAUUGAAAAUAUUUUUUCAAUUGCUCAUCAUCAUAAACAUAAUUGUCUUGUUCUAUCAGCUUUAGGUUGUGGCGCAUUCAGAAAUCCUCCAGAUCAUGUUGCAAAAUUAUUUCGUUCAGUUAUUGAACAAUAUGCUGGCUUUUUUGAAUUAAUUAUAUUUGCCAUUAUCGAUGAUCAUAAUACAGGAAAUAAUUUAAAUCCACAAGGUAAUUUUACACCAUUUCAACGUGAAUUACAUGGUUUAAUUGUGCAACCGAUGUUGUCAUUAAAACAACCAAAUACUAAUUUUGGUCCUUAUCGUUUAUCAUCAGAUGGUUCAUCAGUGAAAGAUAUCUGUAUUUGUGAUUUAUCACCAUGUCAUUUUGGUGCUAAAUGCCAAGAUAUGUACGAUCCUAACCAUAUUCAGCAAUUCUCUCAUCCACCUUUCUGUGUACAAGGUUUGAAUCAUACAUGUACACAAAACGAUGAUAUGGUUCAUAUGUCUUCAUUUAUUCAUCGACAUCCAUGUAAAUAUGGUGCCAAAUGUAAAGAAAUCGAUGAUCAAAGACAUGCACAAGCAUUUGAACAUCCGUCUUAUUGUCCAAAAGGUGGUGAUUGUCAAGAUACAACCGACGAUCAUGAAAAAACUUAUCAACAUUUACCAAAAUGUGAACAAUCUCAUAGAUGCAGCAAAUUUAUAGCACGAAAAAAAGAUCAUUGUACUUCUUUUCGUCAUUGUAAACCACGUUGUCCACAUGGUAGCUAUUGUGUUCAUUUUCUUAAUAGAACACAUAUCGAAGACUAUACACAUCCAUUUCGACAGCCAUGUCCGCUUACUCCUUAUAAUUGUGCAGUAUAUAACCGAUUUGAAAUGGUAAAAGAUUCUGAACAACUUUCAUCCGAAGAUCAUCAACAUUGUUUUCAUUUUGCUCAUGUAUGUCGAUUUGGACGAAAUUGUAUAAAGGACGAUCUAGAUCAUCAAGAAAACUUUAUCCAUAUACCCCGUCUUCUUUGUCGAUAUGGUAGUCAAUGUAAAAAAAUCGCCCAAGAAGAUCAUAUAAAUUCAUUUACACAUCCAAAUAUUCGUGAUGUUCGACUCUUAUGUAAACAUGGUGAUGCAUGUCGUGAUCGUCAAGAUCGCAAUCAUUUUGCUCGAUAUCGACAUUCAAUGAAAUUCGGAGAUAGUGGCGUCGUUCGCUACUGUAAUUUGAAUGGGAACAUCGAUUUUGUUCAAAAUCAAAAGAAUAGUGCAUCCCAAAUUAACAAUUAUGCUCGAAAUUGGACAUCAUUACCAUCAGGUUCAAUUCCAGACGAAAUUCUUGAUUGGAUACGUGUUAUUCAACCUGUUCAUCGAUGCCGUCGUGAAAUAUUCGAAUCAAUCCUACUUCAUGGUCAUGUUAUGGGUCGAGAAUAUAUGGAGCAUUUAACAAAACCGAAAUGCGUAGCAAAUUCUGUUCUUGAACAUAGUAAAAUCCGACAAAUACCAAAUUUAAAAGGAAUAUUCGAUCAUGUUAAAAAUUACGUGAUUGCUUUGGUCACUCAACAUUAUAUAAACAAUGAAUCUCCCGACUACAACACUACGAACGGGAUGUUCACUCAAACAUCACCCAAUAAUAAUAUAUCAGUAUCUUCAUCAGUUGACACGACAAGAACGAUUCUUGGAUAUAAUCUUGCAUCUCGUAACGUGGAUAUGAUUCGUGAAAAAACCAUUGAAAUAGCUGAAGCUUCAAUUAAACUUUCCCGAACUCUUGCUGGCAUUGGUUAUGAACAAGAUAAAAGGUUGGGAACCAACAAACAAGUUUUCAGCAUUCUUGGACCACAUACAGGUACUUAUUAUGGAAAUGUAGUUAUUGUUUUCAAACGUGACAUACUUCAUCAUCCAGAUGCAAACUUUACUACACAAGCUGCAACAUCAUUCGCCAGCGGAAAAAUUUACGAAUAUCGUCCAUGGUUAGGACCUGAUCCAAAUACGUUAGAAGAUCGAAUUGAUUUAUUUCAUAAAUCGAAAUUACAUGCUUCAAUACCAGGUUAUGAAUAUACAACUGCUCUUGAAUUAAUAGCUACGACCAGUCAUUAUUUUAAAAAAGAGAAAAUGGGUUUGAAAGUUAGUCUUGAAAAGAUUCUCGAACGUUGGCGCAAAGUUGACUCGCAUUUUGUUAUUGAAACACAUUUACCUCAACUUAUUCCGUUAGAUUAUAUUGAACAUAUUUACAUGACAGAGGACAUAUACACAUCGCUUAGUACAAAUGCUCGUGACACUAUUGACAAGUUUUUCAAAAAUUGUAUCACGAUAGAAAAUAAAAAUGAUGAUGAAUAUAAUAAAUUUGUUGUUGACAAACUGGUGGAAAAAUUUAGUCAUAGUGCACUUGAUUCAAUUUCAAGACCUGUUCAGGGUAUUGUUAUGACAAUCGAAUCAACUAAUCUUAAAGAUCAUUAUCUCUUACCUUUGACAAUUUCACAAGCAUAUGCACAAUACCAAAUUAAACAUCCAAAAGUAUCAGUUAAUUGUAAAAUUUAUAUCUAUUGGCAAGUAAUGAAUGGUGAUAUGAUGUUAACAUUGUCGAAUAAACAAAUUGAUCCAAACAAGAUACAAAACGAACUGAGAUGUUUAAUUUGUUAUAUUGCUCCAAAACCCAUAUUAAAUGAUUCAACGUAUCACGAACAAACAUCAUAUUUAAAUAGUGGUCAUCCAUUUCAACAUCAAACAUUUAUUGAUAGGAAAAUAUAUGCAGCUAAAUCAACAACAUUUUAUGUCGGAUGUAAUACUGAUGAUUUAAUGACGUUUUGCCUUGAAAUUGAUCGUUUGAAUGGAAUGGUCACUCUUUCACAUGCCGGUCCUAAUUCAAUAUACAAUCAUGAAAAAAUUUCUUGUCCAUUUUCGAAAAACGUUGAUUUAGCUGUUUUAGAAUAUAUUCAUGUUAGUGCUGGUGCUCAAGCAUUACCAAUACGAAAUCUAAUCGUCUGUUUCGAGAAGCAAUAUGAUUUGCAUGCAACAUUUGAUGAAAAAUUUGCAAAAGCUACUACAGCCUCAACUAAUAAACCAACCAAUGAGGGACAAGUUUCAACAGUUAAUACAAACAAUAAUGCAUCAUCAUCCGCUACAACCGAUAAUCAAACACCAAAAUCAUCGAGCCUUUAUACUCGAUUUAAAAAUACUGCAAAAGCAAUUCUUUUUCGUGAUCCUAACUCAAAAUUCAAACCAUGUCCUGAUGGCAUUUACUGUCUCACACAAUUUUCUGAAAAUGGACUUGAUCACAAUGAAAAAUAUUCACAUCCAUGUCGAUUUGCUCAUCAAUGUCGAGAACCAGAAGAAAAUUUAACACAUGAACCUCAUCAAGUACCCGACUGUCCAUCGGAUAGAAAUUGCGAGGAUUUAAUUAAUCCUAUUCAUCGAUCUCAAUUUCAUCAUACAGGUUGGCCGUAUUUUCUUAUACCAUGUAACAAUCAAUGUAAAUGUAAAAACAAAUCAAAAAAUCAUCUGAUCAAAUACUCGCAUGGUGAAAGAGUUAACGAACCAAAACGAAUAGAAGAAUCGCAAGCUGCUUCAACUGAUCAAUCACCACAGAAUGAUCAAAAUUUUCCGAAAUCAAAUGUAGAUAGUAAACAACAAACACAAAGUAAAUGGGGUGCACAAUGCAGGGAUAUUACUAAGCCUGAUCAUUGCAAACAAUUUUCUCAUCCAACUGUUACUCAACAGGCUAAUGGUGAUCGUACUCCAUGUAAAUGGAAUCCGAAUUGUACUGAUCAUUCUGGUAUUCAUCGAUCUAAAUUUUGGCAUCCACAAACUUGA
This is a messenger RNA of Didymodactylos carnosus, 6600 nucleotides long. The record is from the annotation of a GenBank genome assembly. Lineage: Eukaryota; Metazoa; Rotifera; Eurotatoria; Philodinida; Philodinidae.